Molecule: messenger RNA, 1128 nt
Organism: Solanum pennellii
Lineage: Eukaryota; Viridiplantae; Streptophyta; Magnoliopsida; Solanales; Solanaceae
Product: receptor-like protein 18
Exons: 3
Coding region: 1-1128 (375 amino acids)
Molecular function (GO): protein binding
Source: RefSeq, a predicted model, not a curated record
AUGGAGUACCAACAAUUGAUAAUAUGUUUCUUCUUCUAUUCACUUUUUAUAACUAUUUUCCAGCAAUCUCAUCUUACAUAUGCAGGGCAACAUCUCUGUGCCCUCAAUGAAGCUUUUUAUUUGCUUGAAUUUAAGCAAAGCCUCACAGGUGAUCAAACUGUUCUUCAUUAUGGCUGUGAUAGCAAUGCAUAUUCCAAGACUCAGUCCUGGAAUGUUGUUACACAAGAUUGUUGCCAAUGGGAUGGUGUUACUUGCAAUGGAUUUACGGCACCAUUUGAGUUACCAAAGAAUUUUCCGUCUUCUCUUAGGUACUUAAGUCUUCGAGGCACUAGCAUGUUUGGGAACAUAACUGAGUCUCAGAUUUUUCAUCUACCAAACUUGCAAGUGCUGAGAUUGGGACAGAAUCCUUUAUUGACGGGAAUUUUGUCGAAUUUUUCUUGGAGCUUCAGUGGAAGUAUAUUAGAGAUGGAUUUUUCGUAUACUGGUAUUUUUGGGAAGUUACCCGAUUGUGUUGGCAACCUCACUGCAAUUAGAGUGUUGAAACUUUCACGAAACAACUUAACUGAAUCCUUUGGUAAUCUCAGUAGCAUUACAAGUUUGGAUCUUUCAAAGAACAACUUCACUGGAAAUGUUCCCUCAACUAUCGGAAAGUUGGACAAACUUCACUCUUUAUCUCUCUCUUCCAAUGAUUUCGAAGGCUCGAUUCCAGACAUAUUCUCUAACUUUUCAGAGCUUUCUCUCUUAGCUUUUGAUACUAACAACUUCACUGGUCCAUUCCCCUAUUCGAUUUCAACCUUGACAUGCCUUGAAAGUUUAGAGUUGCAAAACAAUUCACUAACUGGUCCACUUCCUUCGAAUAUAACCGGACUUCAAGAGCUACAAUUACUUGAUUUGUCAUUCAAUUAUUUCACUGAAGCAACACCCCCUUGGUUAUUCCAAUUUUCAUCUUUUCUCUGUUUAUAUCUUCAAGACAAUCGAUUUACUGGAAAAUUGCCAAAUGAGCUCAAUAGAAGUUCCUCGGGAUACUUCAGAAUUGAUCUUUCGUACAACAAUUUGUAUGGAGAAAUCCCUGAUUGGAUGUUAUCCAUGAGCAUUACUCGUCUCGAUCUCUCUCCUCACAGGCUUUGA